UAGCACGUAUAAAUAGACUGUUAGAUUUAAACAGAGCAUUCAAUCGUUCCUUGUGUUUCAACGAGAAAUAGAAAAACGAUCAUCAUGUUCAAACUCUUGGUGGUGUUCGGCCUCUUGGCUGUCGUAAAUAUCUGCUAUGCCGGCUUGAUUGCCGCACCAGCUGCAAUUGCUAUCGCUCCCGCCAAAGCUGCGUGGGCUCCUGCCGCUGGAUGGGGUGGUGCCGGAUGGGGUGGUGCCGGAUGGGGUGGUGCCGGCGCCAAAGCUGCGUGGGCUCCUGCCGCUGGAUGGGGUGGUGCCGGAUGGGGGGGUGCUGGAUGGGGUGGUGCCGGCGCCAAAGCUGCGUGGGCUCCUGCCGCUGGAUGGGGUGGUGCCGGAUGGGGGGGUGCUGGAUGGGGUGGUGCCGGCGCCAAAGCUGCGUGGGCUCCUGCCGCUGGAUGGGGUGGUGCCGGAUGGGGGGGUGCUGGAUGGGGUGGUGCCGGCGCCAAAGCUGCGUGGGCUCCUGCCGCUGGAUGGGGUGGUGCCGGAUGGGGGGGUGCUGGAUGGGGUGGUGCCGGCGCCAAAGCUGCGUGGGCUCCUGCCGCUGGAUGGGGUGGUGCCGGAUGGGGGGGUGCUGGAUGGGGUGGUGCCGGCGCCAAAGCUGCGUGGGCUCCUGCCGCUGGAUGGGGUGGUGCCGGAUGGGGGGGUGCUGGAUGGGGUGGUGCCGGCGCCAAAGCUGCGUGGGCUCCUGCCGCUGGAUGGGGUGGUGCCGGAUGGGGGGGUGCUGGAUGGGGUGGUGCCGGCGCCAAAGCUGCGUGGGCUCCUGCCGCUGGAUGGGGUGGUGCCGGAUGGGGGGGUGCUGGAUGGGGUGGUGCCGGCGCCAAAGGUAUAGAUAAUUGUUAUUUCACAUGAUAUAUAAGACUAAGA
Messenger RNA from Mycetomoellerius zeteki, 903 nucleotides. RefSeq names its product spidroin-1-like. The record is from RefSeq and is a predicted model, not a curated record. Lineage: Eukaryota; Metazoa; Arthropoda; Insecta; Hymenoptera; Formicidae. The coding region runs from base 85 to 888 and encodes 267 amino acids. The transcript has 11 exons.